AUGGCAACUCGAGUGGGAAGACAUUGGCAAAGCCGUCUUUUCGAAGCAUGGCUUCCGAACCCACAGCAGCGAGCAUGCAUUUCGAGGAGCGCGCUGCAGAUCUCUUGGUCAAGAAGUGGUGGAGAUGUCACCAUACUGGCAGAAGGCUCAAACCCAUUGCUCGUGGAUGCCAUCCCGCUUCAUCGAGGCAGCUCGACCUCCCUGAAACCGGGAGCGGAGAUCACCUUCAGAUACGAGAUGCAUGUGUUGCUGCGGUUGCGCUUCGCAGUGGUUGAGAAUUGGCUGCCCCAGCCUCCGCAGCGGAAGGCUCAGUUUUGGACUGGAUCACCUUUGAAGCCACAAGACAACAUGUGCACGUUCCUGACAUUGGGCGCAUUGGUGUCAAUGAGGCAGCUUCCGGCACAAACGGAAGCUCUCAGAGUCAUGAGCCGAGGAAGGGAUGCGGCUCCCAGCGUGUUCCUCAAAAAUCCCGCAAAGGCUCGGCAAGAUGGUUCCAAGGUUCCGCCAGGCAGACGGGUGCAAAGCCAGCCAUUAAGUUAA
Messenger RNA from Symbiodinium necroappetens, 540 nucleotides. Lineage: Eukaryota; Dinophyceae; Suessiales; Symbiodiniaceae. The record is from the annotation of a GenBank genome assembly.